AUGUUAUCAUCUAUUGGUACUAGAACAUCCGGCUUCGGCAAUUUGUUCUUCCGCAGCUUUGCAAAGGCUGCCGAGAAACCAAAGGUCGAUGGCGAUGAACUUUUCAAGAGAGUUAACAAGAUCAUUGAAGAAAAGGUUCGCCCAUUCAUCAGAUCUGAGGGCGGCGAUAUCGAACUCGUCGACAUCAAGAAUGGAUGCAUGAUUGUUUCCCUUGAAGGCGCUUGCACACAUUGCGGAAGUAAGAACAAUACACUCUACAAUGGCGUUCUUGGUGCUGUUCAGGAUGAAAUUCCAGAAAUUGAAAACAUCCGCCAGAAGAUGCCAUUUGAUGAUUUUGAUAUCUAA
Messenger RNA from Trichomonas vaginalis G3, 345 nucleotides. RefSeq names its product NFU1 iron-sulfur cluster scaffold. The coding region runs from base 1 to 345 and encodes 114 amino acids. Gene Ontology annotation, molecular function: iron ion binding; iron-sulfur cluster binding. The record is from RefSeq and is a predicted model, not a curated record. The transcript has a single exon. Gene Ontology annotation, biological process: iron-sulfur cluster assembly. NCBI's taxonomy places the organism in Eukaryota, Parabasalia, Trichomonadida, Trichomonadidae.